Molecule: messenger RNA, 2364 nt
Organism: Lodderomyces orthopsilosis Co 90-125
Lineage: Eukaryota; Fungi; Ascomycota; Pichiomycetes; Serinales; Debaryomycetaceae
Product: RNA helicase
Exons: 1
Coding region: 1-2364 (787 amino acids)
Cellular component (GO): intracellular anatomical structure; catalytic step 2 spliceosome
Molecular function (GO): ATP binding; RNA binding
Source: RefSeq, a predicted model, not a curated record
AUGAACCACAACCAAACCAACGGUUCAAGUCAGGAUGUUUCCAAAAAGAGGAAAAGAAAGAGAAGCAAGGGGUCAAAGGUAAAGAAUCAUGAGAGUAUAUCACAGGAAGUAGUACAAGAACUGGUCCACUCUCAGAACAAGAAGAUCAAGUUUAGCGAUGACAAUGAGGCUGCAACACCUGAUAUCCUUGGGGGAGAACCUAAGAUCGAUAACACAAACGAGACUCUUGAAACCAAGACCCCUAUAUUGAAGGAAGAUAAACCAGAAUCGAAGAAAACUUUCGAAAAGCCUAAAGUGGUAAGAUACGUUGAUGAUGAAGAUGAUUCAGAUUCAGAUGAUGCAAAUGACUUCAAUUUUCACCGAUCCUCGCAACAGUUGUCUGAAAGAGCAAGGGAGCUUUUGAAAGUACGACAAAACUUACCCAUCUACCAUCACAAGGAAAAGAUCACCCAAUUUGUGUCAAAAAACCAAGUAACUAUCAUCAUUGGUGAAACUGGUUCAGGAAAAUCAACACAAAUACCGCAAUUUUUGAUUCCAGAAAACAAGAAAGCCAUAGCUGUAACCCAACCAAGAAGAGUUGCAGCUGCGUCAUUGGCCGCCAGAGUAAGUGAAGAAUACGGUUGUAAGUUAGGUUCCGAGGUAGGAUAUCAAGUUCGUUUCACCAACAAAAGCAACCAGAGGACUAAAUUGAAGUACCUCACCGAUGGUAUGCUUUUGCGAGAGAUUAUGGUAGACAGGGAGUUGAAAAAAUAUAGCACAAUCAUAUUGGAUGAGGCGCAUGAAAGGACAAUAUUGACUGAUUUGAUUAUGGGAUUUUUGAAAUCAUUAAUUGUUUCUGGUAAUCGCAAAGAUCUCAAAGUGAUUGUUAUGUCUGCAACCUUGAAUGCGGAGUUGUUUAGUCACUUUUUCAAUAAUGCCCCUAUUCUAUAUGUGGAAGGUAAGAUGUAUCCAGUGACACAAAUGUACGUGGGUGAUGAAAGUAAUGAGGACAUUGUUGACUGUGUUAUCCGCUCAAUAAUAAAGGUAAAUAUGACUGAACCUGAAGGGGAUGUUUUAUGUUUUUUGGCAGGGCAGGAAGAGAUUGACAACUGUGUGAAAACGUUGGAGCAACUAGCACCACAAUUACCUAGAGAAGCACCUUUGAUCGUUGCUUUGCCAUUAUAUGCUGCAUUAAGUCCCCAUCAACAGCUGAAAAUUUUUGAAAAGUUACCCAAGGGGAGAAGAAAGAUAAUCUUGGCUACUAAUAUUGCAGAAACAUCGAUUACUGUGCCCGGUGUCAAAUAUGUUAUUGAUUCAGGGUUGAGAAAGGUUAAAAUCUGGAAACACGAUUUAGGGUUGUCUACUUUGCUCACAACUCCAAUUUCCCAAGCCUCGGCUAGACAACGAGCAGGUAGAGCAGGAAGAGAAAGUGCUGGAAAAGUGUUUCGAUUAUACCAAGAGAGUGAAUAUUUGAAUUUACCUAAACAACAAGAAUCCGAGAUCAAAAGGAAUGACAUUAUAUUGCCUAUAUUGACAUUGAAGAAGUUGGAUAUAGAUGAUUUGUUGAAUUGGACAUGGCUUGAAGAUCCAGGACAGGAGCUGAUCCUAAGUGCUUUGAAUACAUUGUACACUUUGGGAGCGUUGAAUGAUGCUGGAAAGAUUACUAGUUUGGGAUACAAGAUGAGCGUGUUGCCUUUGCCACCACAGUUAUCGGUAGUUUUAAUCAGUGCUACUGAAUUAGGCUGUUUGGCACCAGUGAUCGACAUAGUUUCAUGUUUGUCUGUUGACAAUUUGGUCUUGAAUGUUUCAGGGGAGUCAAGAGAUGAAAUCAACUUCAAGCGAAGGUCCUAUUGUCCAAAGGGGAACUCUAAUGGUGACCUAAUUGCAUUGUACGAGUUUUAUCAAACGUUUCAAUCUUUGGGUAAGGAAUGGUGUCAAGAAAUGAUGUUUAGUUACAAAGGAUUCAAGAAUGUUCUCAAAAUAAGGAAUCAAUUGAAAGAAUACAUGUUGGCUACUAUUAAACAGGAUGAUAGUAUUCUGGACAACGAAAAGGACAAACAAUUGGCAAGCCUUCGUUCUCAAUUUGAGGAUAGAGAUGAUGUGUUGGAUAUUCCAGCUAUUCUAAAGUCAUUCUUGAAAGGAUUCAUUACAAAUACAGCUGUUGGAAUGCCUGAUAGAUCAUUUAGGACUUUCAACAGCGGUCAAUUAAUCAGCAUUCAUCCAUCGUCCGUCUUAUUUGGAAAAACAAAUCUAGAUGCGAUUAUGUAUAUUGAAUAUGUUUUCACUACAAAAGGGUAUGCUAGAAACUGUUCAGCAAUUGAAUUAUCGUGGCUUCAAGAAGUCGCUCCACAUGUGAUUGGUGGCAACAAAGUCAGCAUUAAUUAA